Messenger RNA from Hipposideros armiger (great roundleaf bat), 1162 nucleotides. RefSeq names its product late endosomal/lysosomal adaptor, MAPK and MTOR activator 1 (gene LAMTOR1). Bases 126 to 611 code for a protein of 161 amino acids. Gene Ontology annotation, cellular component: membrane raft; Ragulator complex; lysosomal membrane. Gene Ontology annotation, molecular function: guanyl-nucleotide exchange factor activity; molecular adaptor activity. The record is from RefSeq and is a predicted model, not a curated record. The transcript is spliced from 5 exons. Lineage: Eukaryota; Metazoa; Chordata; Mammalia; Chiroptera; Hipposideridae. Gene Ontology annotation, biological process: cholesterol homeostasis; positive regulation of TOR signaling; regulation of receptor recycling.
GAAGGGAUAGUUGUGGGGGCGGGUGAUUACUUGCUGAUUGCCUCCACGGGUCAUGUGACCGGAAGGGCUCGUGACGGACGCUGUCCCUCCUCCGCGCGGCCUGAGCGCCCGGCCCGACCCCGGCCAUGGGGUGCUGCUACAGCAGCGAGAACGAGGACUUGGACCAGGAAAGAGAGGAACGGAAGCUGCUACUGGACCCUAGCAGCCCCCCCACCAAAGCCCUCAAUGGAGCUGAGCCCAACUACCACAGCCUGCCUUCUGCUCGCACAGAUGAGCAGGCCCUGCUCUCCUCCAUUCUUGCCAAGACAGCCAGCAACAUCAUCGAUGUGUCUGCUGCAGACUCCCAGGGCAUGGAGCAGCAUGAAUACAUGGACCGGGCAAGGCAGUACAGCACCCGCUUGGCUGUGUUGAGCAGCAGCCUGACCCAUUGGAAGAAGCUGCCGCCACUGCCGUCUCUCACCAGCCAGCCCCACCAAGUGCUGGCCAGCGAACCCAUCCCCUUCUCCGACUUGCAGCAGGUCUCCAGGAUAGCUGCUUAUGCCUACAGUGCACUUUCUCAGAUCCGUGUGGACGCGAAAGAGGAGCUGGUUGUACAGUUUGGGAUUCCAUGAAGACAGGGGUCCUUGGACAGCUCUUCUUCUCCUCUCUUCACCCCGUCUCCACCCUGCCUUCCCUGGCCCCCAGCCUCACUGCGGCUUAUACAGUACCCUAACCUGCUACUAAACACAGAGAAGAAUGUGGAGGAGGAGAAGAAGAGCAAGGCUAGAAGCCAGAGCAAGUGAGGAUGGAGCAAGGGAGGGUAGAACCAUUUGGGACUGGCCGUUGAAGCCCUGGCCAGGGGUCGGGUGGGGGUCAAAAGGACAGGGCCUGGUCGGUCUUCACUCUCACUGGGAAGCUGGAGGUACCACUGUGAGGGUGAUCACUCGGGGGCCUGUGGAGGCCCCCUUCCCACUCUUCUCUUGGCCUCACUCCUGUGCCCCUCUCUCCCUGACUUGGUGCUCACAUGCACCUCACUAGGGUUUGUGACCAGUGUCUGGACGAGCUUAAAUUUGAAUGAAUUGAGCUUGUAUUUCUAGCACCCUGGGUUUUUACAUGUUUGGGGUUUUUUUUUGUUUUUUGUUUUGUUUUGUUUUGUCUCCCUCGAUAAAGGAAAUGUAUUCAU